Cyphellophora europaea CBS 101466 is the source of this 2094-nucleotide messenger RNA. RefSeq lists its product as uncharacterized. Gene Ontology annotation, molecular function: hydrolase activity, hydrolyzing O-glycosyl compounds. The transcript is spliced from 5 exons. The record is from RefSeq and is a predicted model, not a curated record. The coding region runs from base 1 to 2094 and encodes 697 amino acids. NCBI's taxonomy places the organism in Eukaryota, Fungi, Ascomycota, Eurotiomycetes, Chaetothyriales, Cyphellophoraceae. Gene Ontology annotation, biological process: carbohydrate metabolic process.
AUGCGUUUUGACUUGAUCCUGUGUCUUCCCUUAGCAAGCUCAGUCAUCGCAGGGAUCGUUGCUGAUGAACAAAAACGGCAAUAUCCACCGCCAUGGCAGCAUUCGCAACAAGAGACACAAACCAUUCCACCUGGCUACUCACAGACUUCGUCGCCAAGUGUACCGCAGUACAACCCUCAUAACUCCGCAGACUGGACUCAAACCGUCCCGCCGGGCUAUUCGCGGAGCUCAUCGCAAGCUAUUCCGCAAGACACGCCCAAGAACGACCCAUUUCCAAGCUACCCCAAUGUGACCGGCGACGCCUACACCCCUUACUCCGUCCAAACGCCUCCGCUAGAUACGCCUUGGACGUAUAGUCUCGGGACCAAUCCCUGGCCAGAGUAUCCAAGACCACAACUUCAACGGUCGAACUGGCAGAACCUGAACGGCAUCUGGCGGUACCGGAACGCCACGAAUGGAUAUGAAGCACCUCCGUUCGGCAUCCAAGGCAACUUUACCAUUUUCUCUUGGCUCCAGACGACUUUCACUGUGCCCAGCAACUGGGCUAAUCAGCGAGUACUCCUGAAUUUCGGAGCCGUCGACUACGAAGCCACUGUCUACGUGAACGGACAGCAAGUUGGAUCCAAUCGAGGUGGGUACUUCCGUUUCACAAUCGAUGUGACAGACUACGUGUCUCUGAGCAACGGCACCAAUGAGCUGCUCGUGUUCGUAUAUGACCCGACCGAUACAGAUGAUGUGAACAUUCCUGUGGGUAAGCAAACCUUACGGCCGUCACACAUCUUCUACACGCCAUGCAGCGGCAUCUGGCAGAGCGUCUGGAUCGAAGCGGCGCCACAGUCAGACUACAUCACCCAACUAGAUCUGAGCGGUGAUAUGGACGGUCAAGUGACGGCCACGGUACAUACCGCAUCCCAAGGCCAAGAAGCAGUGGAAAUCACUGUAUACGAGAAGAACUCGAGCACAUCCGUUGCUAGCUUCGAAGGUACCACCAACACACAAAUCCAGUUUUCUGUGCAAGAUGCCGACCUCUGGUCUCCCGACUCGCCCACCCUCUACGACGUUACCGUUACCCUGAGCGGUGGUGACAGCAUCACCUCCUACAUGGGCUUCCGCACCAUUUCCUCCGGCUACGUGAACGGCAUCAUGCGACCACUCCUCAACGGCGAGUUCGUCUUCCCCUUCGGCACACUCGACCAAGGUUUCUGGCCGGACGGCAUCUACACGCCGCCUAAUCGCGAAGCCAUGGUAUUCGACCUGCAGACCCUGAAGGGCCUCGGCUUCAACAUGCUCCGCAAGCACAUCAAAGUCGAGAACGCACUCUUCUACCAAGCCUGCGACGAGAUGGGCGUCAUGCUCAUCCAGGACAUGCCCAGCCUCCGCGCGCUGCAGAGCUACUACCUGCCAAACUGCACCGAGGUGACAUACCUCCCCAACGAAGCCGAGCAGGCCGAGUUUGUGCGGCAGCUGCAAUUGCUCGUGGAGCAGCACAAGAGCUACCCCAGCAUCUUCGCAUGGGUCAUCUACAACGAAGGCUGGGGCCAGCUCGAAGAAGGUUACCCGGAAUUCGCGCUAACCGACCUCGUCCGCUCCCUGGAUCCCACGCGCCUCAUCAGCAGCACGUCCGGCUGGAACGACCACGGCGCCGGCGACUUCUCCGACAACCACCACUACGCCAAUCCGCAAUGCGGGACACCUUUCUACUCCACGCCCUCCAGCCCCCACGACCCCUCCCGCAUCGCCCUACAAGGCGAAUUCGGCGGCGUCGGCCACAACACCACGCUCGACCACCUCUGGAAAGUCGCCGACGCAUUCAACGCCAUCAACGAGACCUACGAGAUCGACGAGACGCUCCAGGCCUGGAAUUAUCGGGCGCACCGCCUGCUCGACGAGCUGCGCGAGCAGGUCGAGUUGUUUGAGUGCAGUGGGGGCGUGUGGACGCAGACGACGGAUGUCGAGGGCGAGGUUAAUGGGUUGUUGACGUAUGAUCGAAGGGUGCUGAGGACGGAGCGCGAGCAGUGGCGGAGGGACAUUGGGGCGUUGUAUGAGGCGGCGAGGGGGAGGGGGAAUGGGAAUGGGACCAUGGGGAUGCUUUGA